This is a messenger RNA of Seriola dumerili (greater amberjack), 4992 nucleotides long. Its product is annotated as zinc finger protein 420-like. The transcript has 6 exons. Gene Ontology annotation, molecular function: DNA-binding transcription factor activity; RNA polymerase II cis-regulatory region sequence-specific DNA binding. Bases 94 to 3288 code for a protein of 1064 amino acids. Lineage: Eukaryota; Metazoa; Chordata; Actinopteri; Carangiformes; Carangidae. The record is from RefSeq and is a predicted model, not a curated record. Gene Ontology annotation, biological process: regulation of transcription by RNA polymerase II.
GACUUCCUGUUUUCAUCCUGCACCGUAAAGACUGCGGGUUGGUCGAGCUCUGUUCUGAUAAUCGGGCCUUUCCAGGACCACUACAAGACCGGGAUGAAGGAGGAGAACCAGGACCCGGACUUCACCGACCAGGACCACUACAAGACCAGGAUGAAGGAGGAGAACCAGGACCCGGACUUCACGGAACAGGACCACUACAAGACCAGGAUGAAAGAGGAGAACCAGGACCAGAAUUUCAUCAACCAGGACCAUUACAAGGCCGGGAUAAAAGAAGAGAACCAGGAUCCAGAUUUUGUCAACCAGGACCACUACAACAGUGGGAUAAUGGAGGGAAACCAGGAUCCUGAUUUCAUUAACCAGGACUAUUACAAGAUUGUGAUUAAGGAGGAGAACCAGGAUCCAGAUUUCAUAGACUACGACCACUACAAGACUGGGAUGAAGGAGGAGAACCAGGACCCGGAUUUCUUAGACCAGGACCACUACAAGACCGGGACGUUGGAGGAGAACCAGGACGCGGACCACCAGAGCAACAAGCCCGUUGGUCCCACCGGUCUGCAGAAACAGAGAUGCACAAAGACUCAGAAGAGAGUUCGCACUAACGAGAAGCAGCACAGCUGCGACCACUGUGGGAAUACUUUCACAUCUUCAGGUAAUUUAAAAACCCACCGCAGGAUUCACACUGGAGAGAAACCGUACAGCUGUGACCAAUGUGGGAACUGUUUUACAACAUCAAGUCAUUUAAAAACCCACCAAUGGAUUCACACUGGAGAGAAACCCUACAGCUGUGAAUACUGUGGGAACACCUUCACAGCUAUAAGUAGUUUAAAAAACCACCAGCGCAUUCACACUGGAGAGAAACCGUACAGCUGCAGUCAAUGUGAGGCAACUUUUAGUAGGUUAUAUCACCUGAAGUCCCACUUACACAUUCACUCUGAAGAAAAACCGUACAGCUGUGACACAUGUGGGAAAGUUUUCUCUCUGGCAGAUCGUUUAAAAAGGCAUCAACUAGUUCACACUGGAGAGAAACCACACAGCUGUGACCAGUGUGGGAAGUCUUUCAUGAAGUUAAGUAAUCUGAAAGUCCAUCAGCGUGUUCACCUCGGAGAGAAACCUUACUGGUGUGAUCAGUGUGGGAAUAGUUUUACUAGUUUAAGUAAUUUAAAAACUCACCAACGCAUCCACACUGGAGAAAAGCCGUACAGCUGUGAUCAGUGUGGGAAAGCUUUCAUGACUUCCUGCAGUUUAAAACGUCACCAACGCAUUCACUCAAGGGAGAGACCGUACAGCUGCGACCAGUGUGGGAAAGCUUAUGUGACUCUGAAGGAGCUGCACACUCACCAACACCUUCACAGUGGAGAGAGGCCGUACAGCUGUGACCUGUGUGGAAAGACUUUUGCAACUGUAAGUAGAUUGAAGCCUCACAAACGUAUUCACACUGGAGAGAAACCGCACAGCUGUGACACAUGUGGCAGAGCUUUUGUGACUUUAAGUCAAUUAAAAUCCCACAGACGCAUUCAUACUGGAGAGAAACCGUACGUCUGUGAUCAGUGUGGCAAAGCCUUUUCCUCUUCAAGCCAAUGUAUCGUCCACCAGCGCGUCCACACCGGAGAGAAGCCGUACAGCUGUGACCAGUGUGCAGCAGUUUUCUCACAGUCCGGGGAUCUAAGAAACCACCAGCGGAGUCACACGGGAGAGAAGCCGUUCAUUUGUGAUAAAUGUGGGAAAGCUUUCAGCAGGUCGACCAGUCUGAAAAUCCACCAACGUGUCCAUUGUCGGGACUUCCUGUUUUCAUCCUGCACCGUAAAGACUGCGGGUUGGUCGAGCUCUGUUCUGAUAAUCGGGCCUUUCCAGGACCACUACAAGACCGGGAUGAAGGAGGAGAACCAGGACCCGGAUUUCAUUGACCAUGACCAAGAGAAUACCGGCAUAAAGGAGGAGAACCAGGAUCCAGAUUUCAUCGAUCAGGACCUCUUCAAGACCGGGAUGAAAGAGGAGAACCAGGAUCCAGAUUUCAUUGAAAAUGACCAAGAGAAUACCAGCGUAAAGGAGGAGGACCAGGACCCGGAUUUUGUUGACCAGGGCCACUACAAGAUUGUGAUUAAGGAGGAGAACCAAGAUCCAGAUUUCAUCGAUGAGGACCACUACGAGACUGCGGUUAAAGAGGAACACCAGGACCCAGAUUUCAGCGACCCUGACCAGGAGAAGGUCGGCAUAAAGGAGGAGAACCAGGAUCCAGAUUUUAACGACCAGACCGGGACGACGGAGGAGAACCAGGAGCAUCGGAGCCUGGAGGCUGCUGGUCCUGCCGGUCUACAGAAACAGAGACGCACAAAGACUCGUCAGAGAGUUCACGCUAAAGAGAAGCAGCACAGCUGUGACCAGUGUGGGAAGACUUUCACAUCUUCGAGUCAUUUAAAUACCCACCACAAAUUCAUUCACUGUGGAGAGAAACCGUACAGCUGUGACAGCUGUGGGAAAUCUUUCUCUGUGGCAUAUCGCUUAAGAAGACACCAACUAAUUCACACUGGAGAGAAACCGCACAGCUGUGAGCAGUGUGGGAAGUCUUUUUUGAAAUUAGGCAAUUUAAAAGUCCAUCAGCGUGUUCACCUCGGAGAGAAGCCUUACUGGUGUGAUCAGUGUGGGAAUAGUUUUACAAAUUCAGGUAAUUUGAAAGCUCAUCAACGCAUCCACACUGGAGAGAAGCCGUACAGCUGUGAUCAGUGUGGGAAAGCUUUCAUGACUUCCUGUAGUUUAAAACGUCACCAGCGCAUUCACACUGGGGAGAGACCGUACAGCUGCGACCAGUGUGGGAAAGCUUUCGUGUCAUCAAGUAAGUUACACAUCCACCAACGCCUCCACACAGGGGAGAAACCAUAUAGUUGUGAUUUAUGCGGUAAAGCGUUUGUAAGUUUAAGUAGAUUAAAACCUCACCGACGUAUUCACACUGGAGAGAAGCCGUACAGCUGUGACAUAUGCGGAAAAGCUUUUGUGACUUUAAGUCAAGUGAAACCCCACCGACGUAUUCACACAGGAGAGAAACCGUACAGCUGUGAUCAGUGUGGCAAAGCUUUUGGUUCCUCAAGUCAAUAUACAGUCCACCAACGCAUCCACACUGGAGAGAAACCGUACAGCUGUGACCAGUGUGGCGCUGUUUUCUCACAGUCAGGGGAUCUAAAAAACCACCAGAGGAUUCACACUGGAGAGAAACCAUAUGUUUGUGAUAAGUGUGGGAAAGCAUUCGGUAGAUCGAGUAUCCUGAAAAUCCACCAACGUGUCCAUGCCAGUUAGAAACACAAGCUAACUGUUUUCUCCUGCCUUAUGUCGGUUGUGCUAGCUGUGUCCUGACUCACCAAGAUUAACAAUAAUCCUCAUAACUCAAUGUCAGAGAAAGUAAAUUGUGUUUCACUGAUACUGUUAACUGUUAAGAAAGACCUGUGAGGAUAUUAUGGCUGCUCAUCAGUUGACCAGGUUUUGAGUGCAGGUUGUUUGUAGGAGUAAAAGUCAAACUGUUCCCUGCUGUUAUUGGAUAGUGAUGUAACUGAGCGUCUUGAGUUAACUUAACUUUAAAACGUUUCUGUUAGUAGGUGAAUAUGUUGUUCAUCAGGAUUCAACCCCUGUCACUUCAUUUUUCCAGUAAUUAUAAGUGGUUGCACUUAAUAUUCACUAAAAUGUAGUCCAUUCUAUGUUUGGGUUCGAACAUAACGUUUUGAUUAAAUGUUCUAACGCUAACCACAGGAAAGUUCUGAUUGGUUUUUCAUACAUAUAUAUAUAUGUAAAAUAUUUUUCAUUAAAUAAAUUAAAAAUUGAUACUUUGGGAUCAAUAUGUUUUGGCAGAAAUAUAAAAACUCAAAAUUGUCAGACAGGCCUUAUUACAUUUGUAUUGUUUUUAUUUCAAAGGCUCAUAUUAGGUUUUUUAAAUUUCUCUGUAAUGAAGCACAGUGUUAACAACAUUAUUUAUAACAUUCUGUCUCAGCUUUGGAAAAAUAUUUAUUUGUAUAAUUAAUAUUAUAAAUGUGUGACGAUUACUCGACUAAUGGCUUGAACUAACGAUUCCCAGUCAUCUAGGACAGUCUUUGAUCGGGGGCCCUGCAGUAUACAGUAUAGUUCUUAAGUGUAGAAGUACACAUUUCUGAAAAUUUUAACAGGAGCAAAAUUGUGAACAGGUGUUCUGGCCGAAAAGUGAAAUUUUUUGAAAAUUAGAAAGUACUUAUUGAUUAAAGAAAUUACCUUUUUGUCUUCACUUGUGAGACAUUUGUGCUAAAAUAAGGAAUUACAUUUGUAAAUGAAAUAAAAAAACAUGAGUAAAACUAAUUUGAAAGUCAAAAAGGAAAACACUAAUAAAAAAUGCAUGUCUACAGUUAAUACCUAACACACAAAAAAUAAGCUCACUAUGGGUAAACAGUUUUGAAUUUUUCAGAUGGAACGUUCUCCCUAGAUCAGUUAUUGAUAUAAUCUUAAGAUGUUUUAGCUACCUCACAUUACCUGUCAAAAAUCAGUUGGUGUCUUCUGGCAGAGAUGUAACCAUCAGCCGGUAGUUACUAAACGAAGCUGGCAACAGUGUGCUACGAAUCAGAGCCCGACUGAUCUAGGAUAUUUAAGGGAAAUAUUGAUUUUGAUAUCUGCAGAUGAGGCAUAGGGAGUGUCUGAAUCAGAUGUCACAGUGUGCACCUUUAUUUCACUCUGAUAAUCCCUCUAAUAUUACCAGUUCUAUACAGCUGUUUCAAAUGUGAUGGUCAGAAUUUAAAGACAAACCACUGAUUUACAAAGCACUGACAGUAACUGAACUGAGUUUCAGGUCUUACGUCAUCAAUAAUGUUACAUGCUAAUGGUUCGUUAGCUGUUUCAUACUGACGAGCCAUGGUAAUAUCUAGCUUUGUGGCUAAUUAGUUCAGCAACAGACUCCAAGUCUCUUCAGCUGAGCUGUGAUACGUUUGGUGGAUUAAGAGGGAUUAGCAUGUUGCUAACUGCUACUACAAAUGUAACAUGUAAUAC